Tuber melanosporum (Perigord truffle) is the source of this 2159-nucleotide messenger RNA. RefSeq lists its product as uncharacterized. Gene Ontology annotation, molecular function: protein kinase binding. The record is from RefSeq and is a predicted model, not a curated record. Gene Ontology annotation, biological process: signal transduction. Gene Ontology annotation, cellular component: cytoplasm; nucleus; nucleotide-activated protein kinase complex. The coding region runs from base 611 to 1981 and encodes 456 amino acids. The transcript has 2 exons. Lineage: Eukaryota; Fungi; Ascomycota; Pezizomycetes; Pezizales; Tuberaceae.
GACACUCGCAUUUUGUGAUAUUCGUCCAGAAUAUCAUCAUACUCAAGAGCCUGUUGUGAUAUCUCGCUCAGUUCUCCCUCAGGGAUAAUCCGUCUCUGAUCUUCCUGUACUGUGCUCGAGUAUUUCUCCCCCGAUCUCGCCGUCCCUUUUCAUCCCCACCCCCUGCGGGUCCCGGCAUUCGCCUUGCUGUUUCCCAGCAGUGCAUUAAUUGAUUUGUGUCUCUCGCUGUGCUCGAGUAUCGCAGUUGGGGGAGAGUGGGAGGAAAGAGAGGAAAAAAAAGGGGGGAAAGGAAAGUAGGGGCCACCCUGCAGUGGUCGAGCAGCUACCUAGGUUAUCAUACCGUGAUCCUCACCCAUCACCACGAGACACUCACGUUACUCCCCAAACCGCCCCCUCACCCUCCUAUCAAGUUACCUCCCCACAUCCAUUAUUCCCUCCAUACAGUACCGUACCAGUACACCUACGCACUCACACACCAGAAAGACCAACAAACACACCACUCCCACCACCACCACCACCACCACUUGGAUCUCCCCCUAUUAUUAUUAUUACCAUUUUCCUUCCCACACGCAUACCUACAUAAUUUGUGAGGACCCGGCUAUUCGUAACCAUGGGGAAUAACCCCUCCCGAACAUCUGCCCAGCCGCAGCAGCAACAGCACCACCACCACCAACAUCAUCACCUCAACCAGCAGCACUCCACCCCUACCUCACCCCCGAUAGCAAAUGUCCCCGCCCGUGCCGCAUCAACCUCAUCAUCUCGGACAACAAUCAACCGCCGGAAUAGUCUUCAGCCGGCACCAUCGAAGCACACCAGCGCCUCGACCUCUGUGCCCCCAGAGGACCCCCUCCCCCGCAAUGAACCUGCGAGCGCUAUCGAAGCGCGCUACAUACCCCAGGGGCGACGUGAGAGCAUCGCAGAGGCAAUCUCAUCCGUGCCAUGGACUAUCAUUCAUACUACUCCGCGGCCAACCCCUGGCUUUGACGACGAGGACGCGUUGACUUCUCCGACCCUUCGAAAAUUGCAGACGGAAAACAGCACUCCCACUGCGGCCGGAGAGGAUCUCCCUUCUCGAGUGGGCACCCCACUGUCCGCCGGACCGCAUGCCGAUCCUUUGACCAAGAGAGGGAGCAUGGGAUCGACUACCACCGUUGACGAUGAAGAAGUAGAUGUUGCCGAUACGAGAACAAUCCCCACACUCGUCCAAUGGUUGCAGGGCGGUCACAAAGUAUAUGUUACGGGCACAUUUUCCAAUUGGCGGAAGAGGUUUAAAUUGAAUAGGAGCCCAGACGACGAGACGCUGUCAGCAGUCGUACCCCUCCCGCCAGGCACCCACCACUUGAAAUUUUUCGUUGAUGGGGAGAUGCGAACAUCCGAUAACCUUCCUACAGCAGUAGACGACACAGGAAUCCUAGUGAACUACCUCGAGGUGAACGCCGACGACAUGCCCCCACUCGACCGCCAACACUCUCCACCGUCGCCAUCAGGCUCCACGCAUCACCCUCACGCUUCGGCAAAUCUCCUCUCGAACCUGUCAAAGAAAAAGAAGCGAUACACAAAGGAGAUACCCGCCUACCUUCGCGAUUUUGACGAUGGCGGGGAAGAUGGUCACAGGAUUGGGAAUGAAGAUGGGGAUAUUCCGGCGCCGCCCAGCCUACCGAUGAUGUUACAGAAGGUUAUCCUGAAUACGAGUUCUGCAAUGAAGGGUGACGCGAGUGUGCUCGGGAUACCGAAUCAUGUGGUUUUGAACCACUUGGCUACCAGUUCUAUCAAGAAUCAGGUUUUGGCGGUUAGCGCUACCACGCGAUAUCGGAAGAAGGCAUUCCCCCUGUCCCUUUCCUCCGCCAAAUUUUUUCUUCUCUAUUAUUUAGCAGAAUCUAAUUUUUCCCUUUUCCCCUUUGAUAGUACGUUACGACGAUACUGUAUAAAUCAACAACGGAAUGAUAAUGGUGACGGAGGCUGUAUUUUUAUUAUUUUUUAGCUUUCUUUCUUUCUUUUUUUUUUUUUCUUCCUUAGUUCUUAAAAUGGCUACACUGUACUGUACGGGAAAGUGAACGACCGGGGAAAAAGGCAAUCACUAGGAAAUCUUAGGCCCAAAUAUUAUCAUUAAGAGGGGCCGGGGGACAAGGGAGGGGGACCAAUGCAUGUAUUCAAAAUAC